This is a messenger RNA of Beta vulgaris subsp. vulgaris (sugar beet), 2184 nucleotides long. RefSeq names its product phosphoinositide phospholipase C 2. The transcript has 9 exons. Gene Ontology annotation, molecular function: phosphatidylinositol-4,5-bisphosphate phospholipase C activity. Lineage: Eukaryota; Viridiplantae; Streptophyta; Magnoliopsida; Caryophyllales; Amaranthaceae. Gene Ontology annotation, biological process: lipid metabolic process; phosphatidylinositol-mediated signaling. The record is from RefSeq and is a predicted model, not a curated record.
GUAGAGAGUAAUAUAUAAUCAGUUAUAUUAUAUUAUUGGUUAGAUUGUGUGUUACAAAUAUGAAAAUCAAAAUGUUACCACUUUUCAGAAAAGCUGCGGAAGUAUGUUUCAUAUGUUAAGAAAAAUGACGAUCAAGAAUGAGGGAUACCUUGAGUAUAUAUUAUUCUGGCUUUGUCAAGAAGCAACACCAAAGCACAAUAAUUAAUCUACCAACAAGUAAUCUUUUCACCUCCUUUAUAUACCACAUUUACACCAUAUGAAAAAAUAAACACCAAUCUGAUAAACAAAAUAAAAAUGGAAGGGAUAAAAAGAUUUCUUACAACAAAAGGUGACCACCAAAAAAGAUCUAACCAGGCAUUUUGGUUUUGUUUUUGUUUCCGGCGUAUGUUCAAACUGAAAAUGGCGGAACCCCCACAAGAUAUCGUCGACUUGUUCAACGAUUACUCUGAUAAUGGAGUGAUGACAAUUGAAAAUUUGUGCGAGUUUUUGAAAGAUUUUCAAGGAGAAAAUAAUGAUACUACCUUUGAAAGUGCUCAAGCCAUAUUUGAUAGUCUUAAACAUCUUCAUGUGUUCCAAAGGAGGGGUCUUCAUCUUGAUGCUUUCUUCAAAUAUUUGUUUGGGGACCUAAAUCCUCCUCUUGCUCCUCUUGGGGUGCAUCAUAACAUGAAAGAGCCUCUAGCUCACUACUUCUUGUACACAGGCCACAAUUCCUACUUAACCGGGAAUCAGCUCAGCAGCCCGAGCAGCGUCGAGCCGAUAAUUAUGGCCUUAAGAAGUGGUGUUAAGGUCAUUGAGCUAGAUUUAUGGACCAGCAAGAAAAGCAAACAUGAUAUCGCAGUUUGCCAUGGAGGGACUAUGACUUCUCCUGUGGAUCUCAUUGAAUGUUUGGAAGCAAUCAAGGAAAACGCUUUCUACGCUUCGGAUUUUCCUGUCAUAAUAACAUUUGAAGAUCACUUGGAUGCUGUGCUUCAGGCUAAAGUGGCUCAGGAGAGUUACUGAAAAAAGAAUACUAUGGUCAGUGAAACAUUUGGGGAUAUGCUAUACCCUGGAGUGGAAUUUCUUGAAUUCCCUUCACCUGAAGAAUUGAAGGGAAAGAUUCUGAUAUCAACCAAGCCACCAAAAGAACCACUUGGUAGUUUCACGGAACAAGAAAAUCAAGAACUGAAGAUUGAGGAGCUCACUGAUAGAUCAGGAAAUGAAGAACUCGAUAUAAAUAUUCAGAAGAGUGAGGAGGAAGAUGAGGAGGAGGCUGCAGUUAUAGAGUAUAGGCAUUUGAUUGCCAUUCAUGCUUCGAAGUGGAAAAGUGGAUUGGAGAGCUUGUUAAAAGACAAUUCUAAAAGAGUUGCUCGGUUGAGUAUGAGCGAGGAGAAGCUGCAAAAUGUUGUAAAAGCUUAUGCAACAGAUAUCGUCAGGUUUACGCAGAAGAACCUACUAAGGAUAUAUCCGAAAGGCACACGCAUAUUAUCUUCAAAUUUCAAUCCUCUAAUCGGGUGGACACACGGAGCUCAAAUGGUAGCAUUUAACAUGCAGGGUCAUGGAAAGUACUUGUGGAUCAUGCAAGGGAUGUUUAGAGCCAAUGGUGGUUGUGGUUAUGUAAAGAAGCCAGAUAUCUUGUUAAGUAACGAGGCAUUUGAUCCCAGCCUAAGAAGACCAGUCAAGAAAACUUUGAAGGUAAAGUUGUACAUGGGUGAUGGAUGGCAUUUGCAAUUUCGUCGAACGCAUUUUGAUCCUUUUUCUCCACCAGAUUUCUUUACUAAGGUUGAAAUUUGGGGAGUUCCUGCUGACAUCAAGAAGGCAACGACAGCAAUUAUCGAGGAUCAGUGGGUUCCCAUAUGGAACAAGGAGUUCGAGUUUCCAUUGACAGUUCCUGAACUUGCCCUGUUAAGAAUUGAAGUUUGUGAAUUCGACGUAGACAGAAGGCAUGGCUUUGGAGGCCAGACUUGCUUACCAAUCUCAGAAUUAAGAAGUGGCAUCCGAGCUAUUCCAUUGUAUAGCAAGAAAGGAGAGAUAUAUGAACAUGUCAAACUUCUUACACGAUUUCAGAUCUUAUCAGAAGUUAACUGACUGUAACAUCUUUAUGAGUACUACAGUUUAUUGUUAUAGAUGCUGUGUCCUGUGUGUGUUGCAGCCAGUAUGAAUUUCUGAUACACCAACAAUUUAGUAAUAAUAAUACCCAUGUAGAAA